AUGGGUGUUCCAUCGUUUUUUCGGUGGUUAUCGAGAAAGUACCCAAAGAUUAUAUCUCCAGUACUAGAAGAGCAUCAAGUUGUUGAAGAUGGAGUUAAGUUACCGAUUGACUAUUCGGCCCCAAACCCCAAUGGUGAGCUAGAUAACCUAUAUCUCGAUAUGAAUGGUAUUGUGCAUCCAUGUUCGCACCCAGAAAACAAGCCACCUCCAGAAAAUGAAGAUGAAAUGCUUCUUGCUGUGUUUGAAUAUACAAAUCGUGUCCUUAACAUGGCCAGACCUAGAAAGGUUCUUAUGAUAGCUGUGGACGGUGUUGCUCCUAGAGCUAAGAUGAAUCAGCAGAGAGCACGUAGAUUUCGUAGUGCUAGAGACGCGAAACUUCAAAAUGAGGCUCGUGAACAAGUUCUCAGAGAGAGAGAAGAUUAUGGUGAGGUAAUUGAAGAAAGCGUUAAAAAUAAGAAGACUUGGGAUUCAAAUGCAAUUACCCCCGGUACUCCAUUUAUGGAUAAGCUGGCUACUGCCCUUAGAUACUGGACCAGUUUUAAGCUAGCUACAGAUCCAGGAUGGAGAAACUUACAGGUUAUUAUAAGCGAUGCAACUGUUCCCGGUGAAGGUGAACAUAAAAUCAUGAACUUUAUCAGAUCACAGAGAGCAGACACUCAGUAUAAUCCAAAUACUACACACUGUAUAUACGGUUUGGAUGCAGAUUUGAUCUUUUUGGGUUUAGCUACUCAUGAACCUCAUUUCAAGAUUUUAAGAGAAGAUGUGUUUGCUAACAAUAACUAUAAGAAACCUAAACCGCAUAAUAUGAUAAACCUUUCUGAAGAAGAAAAACAACAACUCAUUCAGCAAGACUCUGAAAAGCCAUUUUUAUGGCUUCAUAUCAGUGUUUUAAGAGAAUAUCUAGCUGCGGAAUUGGCUAUCCCACACUUAUCAUUUCAAUUCGAUUUUGAACGGGCAAUAGAUGAUUGGGUGUUUAUGUGUUUCUUCUGUGGUAACGAUUUCUUGCCUCAUUUACCAUGUCUUGACGUGAGAGAAAAUAGUAUCGACAUUUUAGUCGAUAUAUGGAAGAACAUCCUACCUAGAAUGAAAACAUAUUUAACUUGCGAUGGUAACUUAAACCUUGAACCGGUGGAAGCAUUGCUCGGACAAUUGGGUGAGCGUGAAGGUGAUCUCUUUAAAAAGAAAUAUAUUCAAGAAGUUCGUAAGCAAGAAGCUUUUGAAAGAAGAAAGAAGUUAAAGAAUAAUCCAAACGUCACUAAGGGUAAAGUUGAUAGGAACUUCAUGAUUCCACUUGAGAACAUGCCAGUGUUUGAUGUUGAUGGGAAUGCAGCCGAAGGCUCAUUGAAUUUAUCUAAUAAAGAUUUCGCUAACAUGCGUAAAGAAAUGAACAAAGCUAAUGAAGGCGAUGAUGAAGCUGCUAAAGCCUUAAAGGAAAGAAGUGAAAAAAAUAACGGGUCCUCAGAAUUUUCAACAGAAGAACUGGACAAUAGCAUUCUAUUAUCUAAAUCAGCAAAUUAUGAUACAGCUACCUCACUACAGGAAAAGUUACUUUCGAAGAAACUAGCUAUGAAAGAAGAAGAAGAAACUAAUUUGAAACGGAAAAUUGAUGAAAUUAACACACCAGAGGAAAGUGAAUCUUCGAACGUUGAAGAUGACUUAGAAGAGGAAGAAGAAUCUUCUGUUGUUCCUGAAGUAGUACAUACGGGCACUGUGAAGUCGGGUUUUGUUGAUACAGAUGAAUCUGUAAAACUAUACGAAUCUGGUUAUCAUGACCGCUACUAUCAACAAAAAUUUCAUGUCUCGGCAAAGGAUAUUCCAGCUUUACAAAAAGACGUUGUUAAGUGUUACGUAGAGGGAAUAUCAUGGGUUUUACUUUAUUAUUACCAAGGAUGUGCAUCAUGGACUUGGUACUAUCCUUACCAUUAUGCGCCUUUUGCUGAGGACUUUGUUAACAUCAAAGGCUUAGAUAUCAAAUUUGACCUGGGUGAACCAUUUUUACCAUAUGAGCAACUAAUGAGUGUUUUACCUGCAGCUUCUGGUCAUGCACUUCCAGAAAUAUUCAGACCUCUAAUGUCUGAUCCAAAUUCGGAGAUAAUAGAUUUUUAUCCAGAGGAAUUCCCUGUAGAUAUGAACGGUAAAAAGAUGGCGUGGCAAGGUAUUGCUUUGUUGCCUUUUAUUGAUGAAAAAAGACUUCUUAAGGCUGUUCGUGAGCAAUAUUCAAAACUUACAGAUGCUGAAAAAGCUAGAAAUGUUAGGAAGAAAGAAGUACUUUUAAUAAGCAACAAAAACGUUAAUUACGAUCUUUUCAUAAAGAACUUGUACAGCGAAAAUCCUGUCGAAGUUCUAGAAUUCAAACACUUCAAGUCUGGGCUUAGUGGAUUUGUAUCACAAGAUGAGGAGGGUUUCCAAUUGAAUUCGAAGUUAAUGUGCCCUAUAAAUGAAGGAGGUUUGCCCGAUUUAAGCACAAAUUUAUUCUUAAGAGUAGCAUACACAAUGCCUAAGAUUGUUGAAAAGUGCAAAUCUUUGAUCUUGAAUGGGUAUAUUCCUCCACAACCUAUGCUCACCCCACAAGAUCGGGACUGUAUUAUGUAUAAGUACAGUAAUCGUUGGAACCCUUCAAUGAUGAAGUACAAUAUCGUUCCAGUUGGUCCCUAUGGAAUUACUCAAUAUCAACCAAGAGUUGGAGGGUAUCGAAGCUUCUUCUUCCACAGAGAGCAAGUAAACAACACUCAGCAGCAUACCUCCCAUAAAACACAAUACUAUGCGCAACAAAAACCUCAGGCAAGCAGAUAUCAACAAUCUAGGUUUAACGGUGGGAACUACAGAAACAAUUAUAAUAACAACGGCAAUAGUAACAAUAACGGCAAUAACGGCAGUAGGUAUUCUAACCACAAUGAUCACAGAAGGGGUUUCAGAAAUUAA
This is a messenger RNA of Kluyveromyces marxianus DMKU3-1042, 2922 nucleotides long. It is a transcript of the gene RAT1, whose product is annotated as ssRNA exonuclease RAT1. The record is from RefSeq and is a predicted model, not a curated record. The transcript has a single exon. NCBI's taxonomy places the organism in Eukaryota, Fungi, Ascomycota, Saccharomycetes, Saccharomycetales, Saccharomycetaceae. Gene Ontology annotation, cellular component: nucleus. Gene Ontology annotation, biological process: nuclear-transcribed mRNA catabolic process. The coding region runs from base 1 to 2922 and encodes 973 amino acids. Gene Ontology annotation, molecular function: 5'-3' RNA exonuclease activity; RNA binding.